Molecule: messenger RNA, 1362 nt
Organism: Pyrus x bretschneideri (Chinese white pear)
Lineage: Eukaryota; Viridiplantae; Streptophyta; Magnoliopsida; Rosales; Rosaceae
Product: homeobox protein knotted-1-like 6
Exons: 5
Coding region: 127-1185 (352 amino acids)
Biological process (GO): regulation of DNA-templated transcription
Cellular component (GO): nucleus
Molecular function (GO): DNA-binding transcription factor activity, RNA polymerase II-specific; DNA binding
Source: RefSeq, a predicted model, not a curated record
GCCUCACACUCCCACUUUCCAUCCCUAUAAUUAUAAAGCCGGAAGCUCUCUCGUCUUUGUGUCUUUCCCUAAGCAGAUAGCUAACCCUAAUCUCAUCCUUCCCUCCCUCUCGGUGGAAACGCAACAAUGAUGGAGGAGCUGUACGGCCUCGGGGGCCCAUCGUCAACGCCUUCAGCUGGUUUCAGCUCUGAUCAAUACUACUCUUCAUCAAUGGCUGCUAUGCCUUUUCCGGCGAAUCAGACGGUUCUUGAUCAACAGGUGGACUACUACGACAACUACAGGAGUAGGAGCGCUAGCUUUGAGCCUUUAGCUGCGGCUCUGGGGGAGCAGCGGUUACCCGGGACGGUGAGGCCCGACCAGAUGUUUUCAGGGUCGUCGUCCGGAGUGUCAGACGCUGCUUCGGUGGUGGCAGCUGGGAUUCAAAGAGAAGGAGGAGGAGCUUGGGGAGAAGAGGUUUCUUGUCAUAUGAAUAUUGAGAAGAUCGCUUCACAUCCUCUAUACCCUAAGCUUAUUCAAGCUUACAUCGAUUGCCAAAAGGUGGGAGCGCCACCAGAAAUAGCAAGUGUGUUGGACGAAAUCCGGCGACAAAGUGAUCAUCUAAUUUCCACGAGACCCACCGCUUCAACUUGCAUUUCUACUGCCGAUCCUGACCUCGAUCUCUUCAUGGAAAGUUACUGCGAAAUAUUGUUCAAGUUCAGAUCGGAUCUUACGAGGCCAUUUGAUGAAGCAAUCACCUUCUUGAACAAGAUGGAGACGCAGCUCAACACUCUCGCCAAUAAUACCAACGAUGCUGCUGGUUCAUCGGGCGAAGAAGAAGGGAGUGGAGGAGAGAUAGAGGCACAAGACUCUCCGCGGACAAAGGAAGAUCAUGAGCUCAAGGAUAAACUGUUGCGUAAAUACAGUGGCUAUAUAAGCACCCUUAAACAUGAGUUUUCCAAGACGAAGAAGAAAGGAAAGCUCCCAAAAGAAGCAAGGCAAAUUCUCUUUGAUUGGUGGAACCUUCACUAUAAAUGGCCUUACCCAACGGAAGCUGAUAAAAUUAGUCUUGCCCAAGUGACUGGACUGGAUCAGAAACAAAUUAAUAACUGGUUUAUAAAUCAAAGGAAGCGCCAUUGGAAGCCAUCAGAGAACAUGCAGUUUGCUGUCAUGGACAGUCUUUAUGGACCAUGUUUUACCAAGGAUUGAUUUGGCAAUUUACCAUCCUGUUUUAACUCGUUGUACAUGAUUAAUAAUGAACUCAAUUUGGUUAUGUUCCUCGUUUACUAAUGUUCGUUUUGUUAUUAGUAUGUGUAAGGACAAAAUAUUAUUGAGGAUAGUUGCUAGAUGUGGAUAGACAGCUAUAUUAUGAUGAUUGACUGGGGA